CCUGCCCCAUGGAGUGUCCUGUGAAGGAUGGGAUCCUGUAUGUCCAACAUCUCAAGUUUGGGAAGAAGAUUUGGAGGAAAGUGUGGGCCCAGCUGUUUGCUGAUAGCCCCUCUGGUGUUGCGCGGCUUGAGUACUUUGAAGUACGUGAAGGUGUCGCAGCAGAGAAGGCAACCCUGCGCAAGGGUGAAUGCAAAGUGAUCCGCCUCUCGGACUGUGUCUCUGUGGAACGGGCAAGCGAACACAGUUCACCCAAGGACACGGCACCCUUCUACUUGCGCAUGAUGGCACGCAACUACAUUAUGGCAGCAGAUGAACCAGAUGACUGGAUAGAAUGUGUCUGCCAACUGGCUUUUCAGAGAACUCCUGCUUCAUCGAGCACAGUUGGAGAUACUCCCAAGCUGAAGCCCCAGAUGGAGGAGAAUGUCAUCUACUCAUCUUGGCGGGAAACCUGUGCGUUCCCAGUUGUGGUGUUCCAUACAGAGGCUUCUUCAAGGUGUCGCCUGAAAGGGAACUACCUUCUGGUGACUUUCUCUGAACGCCUGGAGCUGAAGGACCCCCAGUCUGGACAGAUUCUGUAUACCUGGCCUUAUGCCCUCCUCCGUAGAUACGGCCAGGACAAGACUGUGUUUUCUUUUGAGGCAGGGCGCCGCUGUGAUUCAGGAGAAGGUGUCUUUACUUUUAACACCAUUCAGGCUGCAGAGGUCUACAGGGUUGUCUCAGCUGCCAUAGACCACCAAAAAGCCACUCUUCUUGAAGCAGAAAAGAAAACUGGGAUUUCCCCAACUCAAGACUGUACACAGAAAGUGGGAGUCUGGUCAUGGCCCACCACCAUGGAAAGCCUGGAGGAGAUGCAGGCAUUGUAUGCAGGAAUUCCAAAGGGGACGGUGGAAAUGGGGCCCCCAAUUGUGCCUUGUAAGUCAGAGAUGGGGACUCCUGAGCCACCCAUCAUUUAUGCCUCUAUUGGCAAGAGUUUUUUCCAGCCCUGGACUGAGACAGUACCCAAGGAGCAUGGAGAGCAGGUCUCAGAUCAUCUCUAUGAAAACCUGUGUGCUCGAGAGCAACGUACCUUCUCUCCAAGUUCUCCUAAUGUCCCCUACAGAGAUUCCUUGGAGGCUAGGGACAGUGAUCUAUCACCCAUCUAUGACAACAGUCCUGUAACAACAACACGCUCAAGUAGCCAUCCUGGCUUGAACCCCAGCGCAGAGGCCGAUCCUUCCUCAGAAAGCCAGUACCACCACUCGCUGCUUUGUCAGGCAACGGCGGGCAGAGUUGAAGAUGAAGGGGAGGUCCCGGUGAAUAAUAAGCCGAAGACUAGAGGAACUGGUGCUUUGAAGCACAAGUUGGUUUCCCUGUUAAGCAGAGAUGGAGGAAUCCCAAAGGCAUCUAGCAAGAGUAUUAAUCCUGUGGACAAGUUGUAAUGAACCCUUCACCUGCAAGGGUUUGUGUCCCAUAGGGUAUGAAGUCUCUUCCAUUCAUUCCCCCCACCCCUGUGCAUUAUUAUCUUUGAAGCCUUGACAGGAAUGGUUUUUGAUCCACAGUCUCUUAGACCAGAUAGUGGUCUUGGGGAUGAGGUGAACUAAAACAUCCCUUUCCCACUGAAUCAUUCUUGGAUAGUUAGAGAUGGGAGUGGGGAUUGUCCUUGUAGCUGAAUCAGUGGAUAUAAAGGAAACUGGGGGGCUGGAUGGAUGUGUAUUGGUUGGAAUU
Gekko japonicus is the source of this 1704-nucleotide messenger RNA. It is a transcript of the gene DOK3, whose product is annotated as docking protein 3. Gene Ontology annotation, cellular component: cytoplasm. Gene Ontology annotation, biological process: cell surface receptor protein tyrosine kinase signaling pathway; positive regulation of MAPK cascade. Bases 9 to 1418 code for a protein of 469 amino acids. The transcript has 5 exons. NCBI's taxonomy places the organism in Eukaryota, Metazoa, Chordata, Lepidosauria, Squamata, Gekkonidae. The record is from RefSeq and is a predicted model, not a curated record.